AUGGCCAAUAGUCAGGCUCUAGGCACUGCUCCUCUGAAACUUGAACGACCGUAUCAUGAGCUCUCGCACUAUGCAAUGGUAUAUUUGGAUGAGGCUGGGAAAGUUCAAUAUGCCUUCUCGCCGUCGAUGCUGCCGUUUUGCCGCUGCUUAUUUCCCGCGAGUAUGAAGGCUCAAUUUCAGCAAUGGGUCACUCAAAAACAAGGCCUGAAUGAUGCAAACUCACAGAAAAGUCAACAGUCUGAUGAUGAUUUUGAUGAUGAUGCAAGGGACAAGAUAGGCAUAUCAAUCGGAGAUAGGGAAAGGAUCACAGCUUAUUAUAUGGGGGCCUUUGUCGAAUUUCAGCAAACUAACUGCCGUCGGAUUGCCAAGGCUUAUAUAAAGGCAAUCGAACCACGAAAGCAGUCCGCACAUCCCUACAAUGGAGGGAAACUGGGAGAACCUGAUGAAACAAAACCAUCCUGGUGGCCUGUCGACGUGAUACAUAAGGAGCCUGAUCAUUUGAAGAAGCCUGACCGGAUCAAGCUUCUUGUUCACAUACUCCGCAUCCAUGUUCGGGGAAUGACUGCUCACAAGCUGAGGGAAGCUGGGAAGAAUGUCCAACAACAUCAGCUUAUCCCAUGUGAGAAGUCAGCAGUGUUGGAGGAGAUAUACCGAGUUAGGGAAAUAGAGGAGCGCUAUGAGGAUGAACAUAUUGAUGCAAGUACAUUGGUUUAUGUUACCGUCGGGAAAGCCGCCAAACGUAACUCGAAUUAA
Molecule: messenger RNA, 753 nt
Organism: Histoplasma mississippiense
Lineage: Eukaryota; Fungi; Ascomycota; Eurotiomycetes; Onygenales; Ajellomycetaceae
Exons: 3
Coding region: 1-753 (250 amino acids)
Source: RefSeq, a predicted model, not a curated record